This is a messenger RNA of Prosopis cineraria, 967 nucleotides long. RefSeq lists its product as uncharacterized. Lineage: Eukaryota; Viridiplantae; Streptophyta; Magnoliopsida; Fabales; Fabaceae. The transcript has 3 exons. The record is from RefSeq and is a predicted model, not a curated record. Bases 289 to 642 code for a protein of 117 amino acids.
GGAGAAAUUUUUGACCCGUAUUCGAUUCGUUUCGUUCCAUUCAAGUUCCCGUCUUUUCUUUUGAAAGCCUUUGCUUCCGUGGUUUCAUCUGGAUUCUGGUUAAUCCAACUUUAUGGGCAAAAUUACAGUGGCAGCUAGAACCUUCCCCUCUCAAUGCAGUUUGAUAUGCAGACGAAGAGGGUAGAUGAUACCACGGUGGACAUUUCAGACUUUUGAGUAGAUAUGCAAGCCCUGUGUUAAAAAAUUUCGUCUUUGAGUCUUAGGUGUAGUGAAGGUGCAAGAAGGGGGAUGUCUCUUCGGAUAAAAGCUGUUGUAGAUAAGUUUGUGGAGGAGUUGAAGGAAGCAUUAGAUGCUGACAUGCAAGACAGGAUCAUGAAGGAGAGAGAGAUGCAAAGUUACAUUAAGGAACGUGAGCGUGAAGUUGCUGAGCGCGAGGCUGCAUGGAAGGCUGAGCUUUCUCGUCGGGAGGCAGAGAUUUCUCGCCAAGAAGCAAGGCUGAAGAUGGAGAGGGAAAAUCUUGAGAAAGAAAAAAGCGUAUUAAUGGGAACCGCGUCCAUUCAGGAUAAUCAAGAUGGAGCUCUUGAAAUCACAGUCGGUGGUGAAAAAUACCGUUGCCUCAGAUUUACCAAGGCCAAGAAAUGAGGCUUUACUUGGUUGGCACCAAAAAAAGGAAUACGAAUCAGACAUUACAUUCUCCACCAAAUACCUAGUGUGAGGAAUAUGGAGAAAUUUUUCUGAAUGAUCCACUCAUUUUGAAGCUCAACAGAAAAUCACUUGUCAUGUCUUUGUUAUCGGGAACUGUUCUGACUUGUUACAUUAUAAUUUGCCAAAAUAUUCUUUGUAAACUCUGGGACGGGUGUAGAUUUAAGGAGAGAGGCCAAGAAGCUACAAAAGAAAUAUGUACAAAGAACAUUGAUGUGGCAAAAUGGACCAUCAUGAAGUUCAGAAAAGGGGCUUUUAUUCAUAA